AUGAGCAACACUAUCCGAGUCCUUUAUGACCAAGAUGGGGUUAAAUUGGAUUCUUUCGAUCUCAUGUCGAAUGAGGUCAUUCGUUUCUUUAAGAAGCAGCUCGGGAUGGUUGACCCGAAUGUCAAGUGUUGUAAUGCUAAUGUUAUCAAUGACCUUCUUGAUUUCUCCCUGCCAAGAGGUGCUGCGGAUGCUUUAAUCAAAGACGUUUCUGAUGUGGAGAUUAAAGAUGCUAUUUGGGGGCAAGAUAAUAACAAGUCCCCUGGGCCGAAUGGCUUUAAUGCUUACUUCUUCAAGUGUGCUUGGCCUAUUGUUGGGAGUGAUUUCGUGGCAGCUAUUAGGUAUUGUUUCGAAAAUUCUUUUAUGUUACCGUCUUUCAACGCUACUGCUGUAGUCUUGGUCCCUAAACCUCCAACUGAAACAUGCAUGAUCUCUAUGAAUCAAUCCGCUUUUGUGAAGGGGAGAAGCAUUGUAGAUAACACGCUUCUUGCUCAGGAACUUGUUAGAGGCUAUUCUAGGAAGAAUAUUUCGCCUAGAUGUGCUCUUAAAAUAGAUUUGCAAAAGGCUUUCGAUUCUUUAGAUUUUGAAUUUGUGAGAAUCAUAUUGCAUGCUUUGGGUUUACCUGAAAAAUUUGUUGGCUGGAUAUGGACAUUUAUUACAGGGCCUAGCUAUUCAAUUGUCCUUAAUGGUAGCCUAGUUGGAUACUUUAAAGCUGCUGCUAAGGGGGUGUUUAAGUAUCACCCUAAGUGCAAAAAAAUGGGGCUCCCUCACCUUUACUUUGCGGACGACUUGCUCGUUUUUUGUAAAGGCUCCAUGGACUCUGUAGUUGGGGUGCAAGCUGUUUUGGACAUUUUUUAUUCGAUGUCGGGUCUUAAGUUGAAUGCUAGCAAAUGUGAAAUUUAUCCUGCUGGAAUUUCUGCUCAGCAAUGUGCUGCUAUUAAGGACAUUACCGGUUUUACAUUGGGUAGUCUCCCGGUGAGAUACUUGGGUGUUCCGUUGGUAUCUAGGAAGUUAUCUGUGAAGGAUUGCCAUAGCCUCAUUGAUAAAAUCAAAGCUAAAUUGAAUAUAUGGGCCAAUAAGCACCUCAGUUUCGCUGGUAGACUACAGCUGAUUCGGGCUGUUUUAUUUAGUAUGGCAAAUUUUUGGUGUAGGCAGCUUAUCUUGCCUAAGGAGAUUAUUAGAGCUAUUGAGCAGCUAUGUUCUAGAUUUUUUUGGAAGGGAUCUGAUAUGCCUGUGAAAAGUGCUCGUGAUAUUGGUGGUUGGAACAAGGCAUGCAUCGUGCACUUAAUCAAGAAACUUUUAGCCAACGAGGGCUAUCUUUGGGUGGCUUGGUUGCGGUUCUAUGUGAUAAAAAAUGAUGACUUUUGGCAGUUGAACAUCCCCAAUAAUGUUAGCUGGAGCUUCAAAUGCCUUUUGAAAUUUAGACCUGCUAUAUCUCAUAUUUUUACUGGCUCGGUUUCUGACCUUAGUGUGAGACAAAUCUGGGAAGGCAUGCGUGUCACAGCGCCCAAAGUCCCUUGGCAGCACUUGGUUUGGUUCUUGGGGCGUAUCCCCAAGCAGAGUGUUAUUACAUGGAUAGCUUUGUUAAAUCGUCUUCCUACGUGGGUAAGACUACAAAAAAUGGGACUUGUUAUUGAUGAUGUCAAUUGUGUUUUGUGUGGUCUUGAGGCAGAGUCUAGGGAGCACAUAUUUUUUGGCUGUAGUUUUGCAAAAGGCCUUUGGGGAUUUAUCCUUGCUUUGUGUGGUGUGUCUCGAAUGGUCAGCAGUUGGGAUGGAGAGCUGGCUUGGGCGAUUCACUGCCUCAAGUGUAAGUCUCUCAUUGUUAUGAUUCUCAAGCUCGCCUGGAAUGCUCACGUCUACUGCACCUGGAAAGAGAGAAACAUCAGAUUGUUCGGGGGCAGCCCGAGGCCGUUGGAGGCUGUUCUGCAAGACAUUAAGGAAGCCGUUCAGAUUCGUUUGUCCGGGAUGCCUGUUAAUAGAGCUGACUUGAGAAAUGCUGGCCUAUGCACUAGUUGGGGCAUUUCUUAA
Molecule: messenger RNA, 2025 nt
Organism: Hibiscus syriacus
Lineage: Eukaryota; Viridiplantae; Streptophyta; Magnoliopsida; Malvales; Malvaceae
Exons: 4
Coding region: 1-2025 (674 amino acids)
Source: RefSeq, a predicted model, not a curated record